Frankliniella occidentalis (western flower thrips) is the source of this 3194-nucleotide messenger RNA. RefSeq names its product calcium-binding mitochondrial carrier protein SCaMC-2. Gene Ontology annotation, biological process: transmembrane transport. Gene Ontology annotation, cellular component: mitochondrial inner membrane. The record is from RefSeq and is a predicted model, not a curated record. Lineage: Eukaryota; Metazoa; Arthropoda; Insecta; Thysanoptera; Thripidae. Gene Ontology annotation, molecular function: ATP transmembrane transporter activity; calcium ion binding.
AUGUCCCGCCACAGCCCCGCAGUGCUCGGCCGUCUGCUGCUCUGCACCGAUCGACAGCAUGCCCGGCCCUAACUGAGUAUUUACUCUAUACUUUCAUCUGGCAAAUAAGUAAUCAGAAGGUAUUGGAGCCGAGGUCCGAGAGGGAACAUUCAGCCCCCAGCAGCCAUGGUGGAGAUACCCAGGUCCACGUCAACGGUGAGGGUGGAAGUUGUUGGGGCGGCGGGUAAAUCGACGCGUAUCUGCUGUGCAAAGUGUGCGGCCAAAGCGGCAGCGGCGGCCGCCACAGGUAGCAGUAGCAACUCAGCGGACGACGGGUCUGGACACGGCCCCAUCCUUCUCCAUGGGGAUGAACUGCGAUUGGAAGCUCUUUUCAAACAAUUGGACAAAGAUGGCAACGGAAGGAUUGACAUCCUAGAGCUCUCCAACUCUCUCAAAGACUCGGGUGUGCACCACACUUAUGCCCAGAAAUUUAUUGAGCAUUCAGAUGCCAAUAAGAGUGGAGAUGUCUGUCUAUCGGAAUUUAUUGACUAUGUACGAGAGCAUGAAAAACAUUUGCGGCUAUCUUUCACACAUAUUGAUAAAAACAGAGAUGGAAAAAUUGACCAGGAUGAGCUUGUACGUGCUUUCAAAGACCUUGGAGUGGAAAUCGAUCACAAAGAAGCUCUUAAGCUUCUCAAGAGUACCUGGACAUUGGGGAGGAUAUGAAUGUCCCCGAUGACUUCACACAGAAUGAAAUGUUGACUGGCAUGUGGUGGCGCCAUCUCGUCGCAGGAGGUGUCGCUGGCGCCGUCUCCAGGACUUGUACAGCCCCUCUGGAUAGGCUUAAAGUGUACCUUCAGGUUCACGGGACAAAAUCAACCGGCAUCAAAACAUGUCUUCAGCACAUGCUGCAUGAGGGUGGGUUCUGGAGCUUGUGGCGUGGAAAUGGCAUUAAUGUUCUAAAAAUUGCCCCAGAAUCCGCUAUUAAAUUCAUGGCUUAUGAGCAGGCAAAGAGAGUCAUCAGAGGGAGUCAGGCAAGGGAGCUCUCUAUCUAUGAGAGAUUUUGUGCUGGCUCCUUUGCUGGUGGUGUUAGUCAAACUAUCAUCUAUCCCCUUGAGGUGAUGAAAACAAGACUUGCUUUACGCAAAACAGGGCAAUAUAAGAGCAUAGCUGAUGCAGCCAAGAAGAUUUACUUACAAGAGGGUCCCAAAAGCUUUUACAGAGGCUAUGUUCCAAAUUUACUGGGCAUCAUUCCAUAUGCUGGCAUUGACCUAGCUGUCUAUGAAACUCUUAAGAAUUCCUAUCUCCGGAAACACGCCAGCAAUGAGUCCCCAUCAGUUUUGCUGUUGCUUGCUUGUGGAACCAUUUCAAGCACUACAGGUCAAGUUUGCAGCUAUCCCUUAGCGUUGGUUCGCACUCGAUUACAAGCUCAAGUGAUUACAGCACAGUCAUCUCAGGCAGGAGGAACUAUUACCGCACAACCAUAUACUAUGACAUCUUUAAUUAGAGAGAUUUUCAGAAAUGAAGGUUUUUCUGGACUCUACCGUGGCCUGACACCCAAUUUUAUGAAGGUUGCUCCGGCUGUUGCCAUAAGUUAUGCAACGUAUGAGCGUUGUAGGGAAACCCUUGGGGUCAACAUGACUUGAUGCUUUUGUACUGUAGAAAAUAAUAGACUAUUCAAUGGUGGGCUCAGUGGAUGGAUAGCUGGACUCUACUUGCUGUGAGGAACUGGCUGGCCAGUUGCAGCUUAGCAGCACUCGGUUAGGGCUUUGCCCACAUUAACUUUAUUUAAUUUAUAUUUAUUUUUGUGAUGUGCGAAAUGGUCAGGGUGUGUAAGAGCUCUUUCACUGCUGAGGAUGCCUGGUUUUGGUGGCCCUUGCUCAGCCUCAUGCAUUUUCUCUUCUUUGAUAUUUGUUUUUAAUGACUUGACAAACUGUUCACUGGAAUUUAGUGUUACAAAGUUUUAGUUACUUAGUUCUAAUACACUGUAUCUAAAUUGAAGCUUCUUGGCAGUGGAUUUGGCUCUACCUUAGAAAUGUAUAAGCAGCUGUGAUUCCUUUUAUAUUCUAUAAGAUGUCCCAGUGGUAUUAGGAAGAUGAAUGUGUGGUUUCUCAUCUGUCUUCUCUUUGUUUCUAUUACUUACCCUCUCUGUUCUGCAAAGAAGAUAGUGUGGUCAGGAUAUUGAUUCCUAUUUGACUUGUUGUUUUCAUGCUGGUCAUCGGGGUUUUUUUUUCUUUGUUUUCUUUUAUUGAACGAAGUCUUUCUGUGUCAUUUUAGAAAAUUUCUUCAUUUUUGUCCUGAAAUGUAACUUGUCUUAUUGUUGCAUUUGAUAAGCAAGAACUACAUGCUUAUGUUUCUGCUAAGUGCACUUUAAUUCUCAAUAUUCUGGAAGCUUUGGAAGAAGUCAAUCUACAUAAAGAUGUCAAUAGUUAGGUUGUCAUUGUUUAGCUGUGAUUUUGCUUUAUUUUGCCAGUACAGUAAUCUUAAGGAAGUCAAAGUGGGAGUGUAUCCUUCUUAAGUAUGGAAUCAGGAAGUCUUGUCUACUAUUAUUGGCCUUGAUGGGUUGAAACUGUAUUUUUCCAUAGUUGUUGUAUACUUCAACCUUUUGUUUAAAUACAAUGUUUUCUUCAUAUGCAAUGUUUUUGAGUUUAGUGUGUCAACUUAUGAAGGUGAAUGAAGAGACUCUUUGCCCCAAAUAGAUAGUUGGAACUGAAUUUUUCUUUUAUUGAGGUUGAUGCCUAACAAUAUUGCUUCCUAUCAGAGGACUAGCUUUAUUAGUGUAAUCAGUACAGUAUUUGCGGGCAAUUACUGUGUUCCUUUUGGGAAGACACUUUAGUGGUGUCUCUUUAUAUUUAUGUAUUGUGAAGGAAGUGGUUACACCCACGUCCCUUGAAUACCAAACUCAAAUGAUUUGGGGAAGUUACCCCUCUCCCCUCCCCCUUCAUUUCCCCCCUAAUUUAUAUAUCAGCUGACUGCAGAUUUUUUUCUCAAAGUAUUCAUUCACUUUUUUUCCUCGUCUAGGUUUAAGCAGACAAAUAAAUGCUCAGAUCUCUUUUUAAGCAUUUUGUAAUCUCUUGUCUGAACUUUUCCCCUUCGUAGAAAAUCAAUGUUUAACUUUCCAGGAAUUUUAUUUUACAUUAUGUAUAUAGCCAUGUGUGUAUACUCUUGUCAUGAAAAUGUUAAUUGUAAAUUACAAAUUUUUCACAUUUUAGCAA